Aureobasidium subglaciale EXF-2481 is the source of this 1389-nucleotide messenger RNA. RefSeq lists its product as uncharacterized. Lineage: Eukaryota; Fungi; Ascomycota; Dothideomycetes; Dothideales; Saccotheciaceae. The record is from RefSeq and is a predicted model, not a curated record. Gene Ontology annotation, molecular function: FAD binding; monooxygenase activity. Bases 1 to 1389 code for a protein of 462 amino acids. The transcript has a single exon.
AUGCCUCUCCUCGAAGACAAACAACCUAGAAUCAUCAUUGCCGGUGCUGGCAUCGGAGGUCUUACCACAGCACUCUCACUCCAUGCAGCAGGUUUCACAGACAUCCAUAUAUUCGAGGCAGCUUCAAAUCUCACUACGCUAGGCGUAGGCAUCAACGUCCAACCAUCUGCUGUUCUCAUCCUGAGGAACCUCGGUCUUCUGCCUGCACUCAAGUCGACAGCCAUUGAGACAAAGGAGCUCAACUUCUACAAUCGUCAUGGAGAUGCCAUUUUGAGUGAGCCUCGAGGUGAAAGUGCUGGAUACAUGGUUCCUCAAUUCAGCAUUCACCGUGGCGAGUUUCAGAUCCUCCUUCUGGAUGCCGUCAAGGAACGUCUUGGCGCUGACCGCGUGCACUUGAGCCACGCACUCGUUAGCUUCGAGCAGGAUGAGGAACUAGGAGGAGACAGCCCCUCUGGUACAAUCACAGCUCGCUUCGUACGGAAGAGCGAUCUGGCGCUUAAGCCCGAGAUCCCGGAAAUGACAGGCGAAGUCUUGAUCGCAGCCGAUGGCAUCAACAGUGUGGCUCGCAAACUGCUAUACCCGGAGGAAGGACCACCUCGCUUUUCAGGCCGUAUGCUCUGGCGUGGAUGCCAUGAGCAGGAACCCUACUUGACUGGAGCUUCGAUGGUCUGGGCUGGCCAUGCGGAUGAGAAGUUCAUUGCUUAUCCCAUCUCUGGAAACUCGAUGCGUAAUGGAAAGAGCUUGGUCAACUGGAUUGCCGAAUUACGCAUUCGUGACGAGGAUGAUCCUGAUCUCACCCCUCCGCCGGUAGACUGGACCAAGAUGGUACCUAAGUCCAAAUUCGAAGGGCCGUUCCAGACAUGGCAUUGUGGUGGUUUAAACAUGAAGCAACUCAUCGACGACACAGACAAAGUUUACGAGUUCCCUAUGAGUGACCGUGACCCUGUUCCUCGAUGGAGCUUCCGAAGCCUAACUUUGCUCGGCGAUGCAGCCCAUGCCAUGUACCCGAUCGGAAGCAAUGGUGCGUCCCAGGCGAUUAUAGAUGCCGAGGCACUUACGCAGUGCCUUCUAGACAACCCUCGCAACAUCAUGCUUGCUCUGGAGCAGUAUGAAGCCAUUCGCCUACCGGCCACUGCAAAGAUCGUCAUGGCAAACCGAGCCGGAGGGCCGGACUACGUUCUCCAACUCGCACAUGAGAGAGCUCCGGACGGAUUCGAAAACAUUUACGAUGUUGUGCCAAAGGAAGAACUGGAAGGAGUGGGCAAGCAAUACAAACUAGUUGCUGGCUUUGAGAUGGAGUCGGUCAACAAAAAGGCGCAAGAGACUGAAGGUACAGCCGAGAAGGCGGGUUUGAAGAGUCCGGUCAAGUGGACCAAUAAGAGCGGCUAA